Messenger RNA from Dermacentor silvarum, 715 nucleotides. RefSeq lists its product as uncharacterized. NCBI's taxonomy places the organism in Eukaryota, Metazoa, Arthropoda, Arachnida, Ixodida, Ixodidae. The coding region runs from base 158 to 685 and encodes 175 amino acids. The record is from RefSeq and is a predicted model, not a curated record. The transcript has 5 exons.
AAGGCUUGAAAUCGUAAAAAAAAAUCUUACAGAUAUUGUGUUUCCCACUGCUUUCAAGCUCUCGUCGCAGACUCUGAUUCUGUGCCUGCAUCUGCUAAGUGGAGAGAGGGAGGGGAGCCUGCCUUUCUGGAUGCCAUUUCAGUGAAAGAAACCGAUCAUGAGGGACUUUGUCGUCACUGUCGUAUUCGUCACUCUCACACACGUUGCUGUUGACGCCGGUUUACUUACAUCGAUAUUAUCGGGGUCAACAAUGCUACGAAGACCGACUCUACCUAAGCUGCCGAAACUUCCGAGGCCAGUGCGCAAUUUGGGUUCACUGGCGAAAGAACAACGCAUCGACCCGCACAUCGACUCCAAAAUUGAUAUCAUGUUGGAUUUGGCUCCGGGCCCCAAUGAUGUUAUUGACAAAAAACCAGAACCAGGAUAUAACGGAACUGGCAUCUCGGGUGCCCCACGUUCAAAAGGCACUCUGACCACGCAAUUGCAUUGCGGUGACUGCAGCUGCAAGCUUCCUAUAGAUAUAGCUUAUUAUGGACCACAACAGGGCUGUACUCUAGAGGUGCAAAAAUUAAGUUGUUCUUGCAAAAGGAGCAGCUGCUAUAUGAACCAAGUUGCGAAGUGCCUGCAAAAGUUCGCCUCCGGAAGAUGUAAAGAGGGGCAAGGGUUACGAGCCACUUGCUACUAAUCUCGCAAUAAAGACCUGGUUAUCAAACUC